Puntigrus tetrazona (Sumatra barb) is the source of this 2314-nucleotide messenger RNA. RefSeq lists its product as uncharacterized. The transcript has 10 exons. The record is from RefSeq and is a predicted model, not a curated record. Bases 130 to 2124 code for a protein of 664 amino acids. NCBI's taxonomy places the organism in Eukaryota, Metazoa, Chordata, Actinopteri, Cypriniformes, Cyprinidae.
UCGGUUUUUUUCUCGCAAAAAAUUUGAAAGUCCAGCUUUCAAAAUUUGAAAGUUUAAAGGUUGCUGAGUGCAAAAAUCGACCUAUGCCGGUCAAAUAAAUUAGUUAGCAAUAUAUAUUGUUACUGCAUCAUGUCUGCAAAUCAUUUAUAUGCCGAUCAAUUCAAGAGAAACGACGAUGUGUUCAGAAACGCGAUGGAAGCUAUUUUUCAGAAGUAUUCUAGUCUAAAUGAUCCUGGGAUAGACGUCUGCCUGAAAACAAUGACCUGCAAGACUGGUAGAGGUCCUGUGCCCAUUGACAGUGUAGAGGGAGAACGUGAGUUGGAAGCAUUAAAGACUCGAGUUAAAGCUGACUAUUCAACAAUGAGGGAGUUUGAGGACCAGGAAAAUUAUCAGUUUCAGAUGGAUGUGUCAGGGGUCACAGAGGAUGAUCUUAAUGGCUCGGGUCAAAAGGAAAACACGGAAAAUCUGUGGCACGGAGGUGAAUCAGUCCUCCAGUCCAUGAUUCUGAAUAACACACCUCCUGAAUCUGUGUGGGCUGAGCUGUCUCCACCUGAAGAAGAGGAUGAAGAACUGGAGAAAACACUGAGUAGCCAUGGCAGUACCCUCCUGGAUGUCUAUCCCAGCAUGCUCAACCAGAUCGGUGAAGCAUACCGGCGACAGCAUGUGACUGACACAGCGAGGGCCGUGGUGCAGAAGUACCGCCGCAAACACUGGCAAGCCAGCCCGAGGCAUCGCAACACAUCCUUUAACAACAGACACAAUUACACUCUAAACAAAACAGCAGAGAUCUCCUUUACCAGUCAAAGUCCAGUUCAAAGAAACAUUAGCCACUGUUUCAAGAGCAGUGACCAACUUGAACAUUUGCUAAAGAACAAACCAAGGUCUACUCCGCUCAAAAAUGUAUCCUGCGAGGCCAGUGCCUGUUUUUACUCACCCAGGAGGAACUGUGCGGAUGUGAGCGGUGUGACGGAUGAGUGUCCAUGGACUUUAAGCAGUAAACCUGCGCGUGUGAUUGACUUGUCCACACCUCCACAUUCAGAAUCCCUCUCAUUUAGUGACCAAUCUCCAGAUCUGGACCAAACAUAUGAUGUUGGGCCAACAUCUCAUGCUGUUCCAGCCUCAUCGGUCCUUAGCUCUCCUCGACAUAGCAGAGCAGAUCUGUCUCUAAUUGACCAGAGAGGAAUAUCGGUCACCUCCCGACCUUUCUCAUUGGACAAAGACUGUUUAAGGGACCGCAUAACCUCUCCUGUCUAUUCCCCGCAGCGCAGUCUCAUUGGUGUUUUGUCUCCUAGUGGGAAAAGUGGUUCCAGACCUAGUAUGCUGAGCAAAGAAAGGCAAUUGAAUACAACAGCAAGUCUGAAGCGAAGGUCUCCUGUCCACCAUCUAUCCCAUUCUGUGGUCCUCCGAUCUCCUUAUGGUGUCAAACCGGUUCCGUUGUCCUCACCUAUUUAUGACCGAAGCUUAUCCAAAGUGGAGAAACCAUCCCAUUUUACUCUCUCCAACCGCCAACGCUCUCUUUCUGGCCCCCAGUCCACGUGCUCAUUCAGCGAACCGCAGAUUGAUGCAGAGUUCAGAAGGCUGUAUCACCACUUCAUCUGUCGUGGCACAUCAUCACCGUGUCCUUCCUCCCAGUGUCACCUGUGUGAGAAACGCAUAAAGGAGACGACCCGAAGCCCCAGCUUUUCCUCCUCCAGCAUGUCCGCUCUCGCUCUGACACCCCUGAGGGCCAAGCUCAAGAAACGCCGGCGUCAGCCUGAAGUGGAAGAGUCACUCCGAUUCAAACGUUUCCGAGAGAGUCGUUCUCCACUGAAGCAUCUCCAGCUGAGAGACCAAUAUAUGAGCCCUGGCUUGUCAGAACCUACUGAAGACAAACACACCUGGGAUAGAGCCGUCCUGCUGCAGUGCCCUAGUCCACGGUUCCUCAGGGGCACCGGAAACCUCAGGAGAAUCAGGGAGGCUAAAUUAAGCAUGCAAAUGAACCCACGUGCUUUGCCUUGGAGAGAUGCCCCAAGUGGAGUCAAUCCAGUGGAGGCUGUGUCACCCAUGAGACUCUUUAAUCAGGGUACCUCUCCACUCUCUCCUAGUCUCUCCAGGAGGCGGCUGCAGUACAGUUUUGUGCCAUGAGCUUUCCUGAAUGCAUCCCACACCCUGCCUGUUAACCUUUGUGGGACAAACUGUGUGUGUGUGUGUGUGUGUGUGUAUAUAUAUAUAUAUAUAUAUACAAUGACUAUAUAAAGUUUACCCUAGUGAAAAAACAUGGGAUGACAUGUGUAGACACAAUGCUUAAAAAUCAGUAGUCCUGUUUACUUUUUGA